This is a messenger RNA of Colletotrichum phormii, 972 nucleotides long. RefSeq lists its product as uncharacterized. The record is from RefSeq and is a predicted model, not a curated record. The transcript is spliced from 3 exons. Lineage: Eukaryota; Fungi; Ascomycota; Sordariomycetes; Glomerellales; Glomerellaceae. Bases 253 to 687 code for a protein of 144 amino acids.
UUACACCACUACCCGAUUUAUUCCAAAGAGAGGGCUUCGAUCUCGACGACCGCUUCCUUCAUUCCUUUCAUUCACUGGUUCAACGGGUUUAUUUGGGAAACGAGGACGGACACAGCAAGGUCGCAGCAAAGGUCACCAACGCAACAGGCAAAAGAGGGAUCAAAAGAUUUCAAAAUACAACUGAGCAAUCAGAAAGAGAGAGGAAAAGAAGGCUCCACGCAAAAAGUCGACAACAUUAUUUAAUCGAGAAACAUGGGUCGUCUUAUUAAGAACCAUUGGGCUCGGCUCAUCGUCAUGAGCGCGGCAGCUUACCAGUUUGCCGCUGCUCUCGAGGGCUUCUUCUGGCCCAAGAUCUUCUGGGACUUCUUGACUAAAACGCUGGACCCAGCUGUCAAGCCCGUGCCGGUGUUACAAAUUAUCAAUCUCAUCAUGGCGCUGUUCAUGGUGGCCCUGGAGUGGCCUUUGGGAUUCAUCGCCGGCUCAGCAAUCCACCGCAGUCUCGAGUUCCGCCUCAUCAUCCUCCCUCUCACCACCCUCGCCGCCGCCCUCAUCUACCAGGGUACCAACUCUGCUCUCUACUACAUUGUCGGGUUGGUUGUUUACUUUUGGGCCUACAGCGAAGGAGAGAUUAUCUGCGCUAAGCCCUGGACCCUUCCUCAAAGAAGCCGCAAUGGCUCUCGCGUAUAGACUGCACCCGCCUCUUCCUCGCCGCGGACACAAUCGUCUCGACCUCGCACGGUACAAUGAACUACCUGUCAGAGAGACUUCCGUAUACCCCCAGGGCGAGCAAGUCCAAACAAACUCGGGAGAAUCGACGAAUCCUCACCAUUCUUUCCCUGAGCUAUCAUGACAACAUGUUUACUACUUUUCCUUUCAUGUUUAUAACGAUCCCAAUCGAUAUCACGGCAUCCAGCAUCGGCGUUAUUCCUGACGACAAAGGGUUAUAUGAUUCUUCCUCAACUCUCGGUUACG